CGGCGUUUCUGAACGACUUGGAGAAGGCAUGGGGAGUGAAGAUCAAGGGAAAAGGGGCGGAUUGCAAAGCGUUUAUCAAGAACAUUCGCUGUGACGGCAGAGGCAUGAUUUCCAUGCUAGAUUUCUCUCGCUUAGGUCUGUCCGGCUCCAUCCCAGAAAGCAUUUCCUCGCUCACUUCACUCUCGGAACUAACCUUGAGCGACAAUCUUCUCACCGGGUUCAUUCCUAAUGGGAUUGGAAACAUUCACUCCUUGAAAGACAU
Molecule: messenger RNA, 262 nt
Organism: Closterium sp. Naga37s-1
Lineage: Eukaryota; Viridiplantae; Streptophyta; Zygnematophyceae; Desmidiales; Closteriaceae
Source: the annotation of a GenBank genome assembly